AUGAAGGGUCUUAUGUAUUCGUUCUCUUUAUUUGCUGGGUACGGGCUGACAACUGCUGUGUCUGGUCCAUCAGGGGUAGAUGGGGGCUCAUCUGCGCUGAAGCAUGGCUGGAUUCCACAUUUCGAGAACUUGGUAGCCUUUGGUGAUAGUUAUACCGACGAGUCUCGACUGAGUUAUUUCCAAAAUCACAACGGUUCUGCACCACCACCUGGGACACUUCUUCCCUCGAGCAAUUCCACCGCUGGUGGAGGCGUGACAUGGGAUAGAUAUGUGUCCAAUUACAGUGGCGCCAAGCUCUAUGACUAUGCUGUCGCCGGUGCAGUUUGCUCUAAUAAGAUUAUCUAUCGAUACCUGGCUAGUGUCUUUGGACCUUUCCCAGAUGUUGUCUAUGAAGUCGACGCUUUCGUCGCGGAUGUCAAGUAUAUUAAUUCAUCCACAAAGACCAACACUCUCUACACCAACCGCAAACCUGACAACACGGUAUACUCGAUGUGGAUCGGCACCAAUGAUCUGGGACAGGGCGCCUUUCUGACAGACUCUUCCUUAAACGGAACCACAAUUCCAGACUAUGUGGAUUGCAUUUUCAAUAGGUUUGACGAGAUUUAUCAAACCGGAGCUAGGUACUUUGUAUUGAUGAAUAACGCACCAUUACAAUUAUCGCCAUUGUAUGGUAUGCCUAGUGCUGGAGGACUGAAUGCUAGUCGUUAUUGGCCAAACAAACCGAGCAACACAUCAGAAAUCAGCGGGAAAAUGAAAGAGUAUACCCAACUAGCCAAUAGUAUUUUCGACUACCGAGUACCAUUUGAAAUAGUGGUUAAGAAGAGAUACCCAGGAGCAUCGAUCGCUAUCUUCGAUACCAAUUCCUUGCUUACCGACAUUUAUAACAAUCCAACACAGUACUUACCCGCACCAGCCAUUGUCGAAGUACCUUACGUUCUCUGCGCUCUCUCUAGUUCAUCUUGUCCCAAGCAACCGGGGAGUCUGGAUGGCUAUAUGUGGUACGACGAACUACAUCCAUCUCAAGGAACAGAUGAGGUUAUCGCGCAUGAAUUCUUGAAUGUUGUGAAAGGCAAUUCAAAAUAUGCUUCAUAUUGGUAG
This is a messenger RNA of Sclerotinia borealis F-4128, 1098 nucleotides long. NCBI's taxonomy places the organism in Eukaryota, Fungi, Ascomycota, Leotiomycetes, Helotiales, Sclerotiniaceae. The record is from the annotation of a GenBank genome assembly.